Messenger RNA from Trichomonas vaginalis G3, 558 nucleotides. Its product is annotated as organellar and viral DNA polymerase type B. The coding region runs from base 1 to 558 and encodes 185 amino acids. NCBI's taxonomy places the organism in Eukaryota, Parabasalia, Trichomonadida, Trichomonadidae. The record is from RefSeq and is a predicted model, not a curated record. The transcript has a single exon.
AUGGACAAAGAUUGCGACAUGGUAUAUAAGAAUAUUUCUGACAUAUAUAAAUCUGAAGAAUUUAAGACCUACGACAACUUUGUUUCGUUAGUUGCAGAAUGUGUAUGGCAGAUAAGAGAUAAAGAUAGAAGAGGUAAGGUAUGGAAUGAACAAAUAAGACCCGCUAUGUUUGAGUUAAAGAAAACCAUUGACGCCUUGGUUGUUUUAGCAGGUAAGGUUUCAGAAUAUAACGCAAAAAUGAACCCACAAUGUUCUAAAUGUAAAGCAGCAAUGAGGAAAUAUAACUACUCCGUCAAAGAGAUAGAAAGAAUGCGAAACGACUAUGCAGACUUAAAGAAAGAAGCAGAAAAGCCAGCAGAAGAUAAAAUGAACAUGUUAGAAUUUCUUAAUAAAAAUUAUCCAACAGCAGAAGAUUUCCUUCUAUCUGACGUCAAGAAGAAGUAUAAAGAAACUUUCGGCAUUGUUAAAACAUUCGAUGUACUGACAGAAGAAAUAGAAGCUACGAAAUUGUUUAGAAUUUCAAAUAUACAUCGUACAAUUCAUGUGAAACGCUUGUGA